GUUCUCUCCUUCCUCCCCAUGGAGAAGAGCGGCCAUGAGAGCGGCAUGGACGGCAGCUCUCAAUUUGACAGCUCUUCAGCGGUGGCCGCCCAGCCCGAGCCAGAGCCGUCGAAGUUCGACGGACCAUGCGGGGAUCAGCGAAGGACCACUGACGGCGGCACAGCGAGAGGUAGUGGAGCUUCCGAACCGGAGCCCGAAGACGCCGCCAGGCCACCUGCAUGCUCCUCGGCUGAGCCAGAUACUGCUGCACACGAACCUGAGCCAGAACCGGACACGCUCAUACUCUGUGAUUUCGACGACACCAUCUGUAGGCAAUGCAGGCAGAGAACACACUCAUCCCAUGGAUGGAUUGCUUUCAAUGUGGGUUCUCCUCCUCUCUCAGUUCCGACCACUGUAGUCAUGGCCACCGGCGGCAAGCUGCAGAAGGCUGAGGGCGGCAAGUGGGCGGCCGACCUGCUGCGGGCGGCUGACAAGCUCAGCCAGGUCACCAUCGUGUCGAAUGCGUCGCCCAGAUGGUAACACAAACACGCACACACACAAAAACUCUCACACGGAGCCAUAUGCCACACUCCACGAGUGGACAUGGCUGCGUUGACUUUGUUUGUCAGGUUGCGUGAGGCGUUGCAGACUGGUGGAUAUGAGGAGGUCCGGCGUGUGCUGCAGCAGCAGAGCAUUCCCGUCAUCUCCGCCCGUGAACACGCCCACAUCAACGGCCGGGGCAAGACGUCGUCGACCCGAUGGAAGGCAAACACAGACAGACAGACAGACAGACAAAGGACGUUUGCAGGGAGGGAGGGAGGGAGGGCGCCAUCGUGUGUGUGUGUGUUCUGUGCAGGUAUCGUGUCUGGUGGAUCUGUUGGCGGUGUAUAGAGGAAGGGGCAUUCAUUUCGGCCGCGUCAUGACCAUCGGCGACUCGACAGCGGACAUGGCUGCCCUCGAGGCCAACAGGAGGUACACAGAAAAGACACACACAUGAAAUGGUGUCUUGCUUCUCCCUUGUGUAUUUGUGUGUGUUGUUGUUGCAGCGUGUUGCCGAACGUGCUCUUGGUGAAGGUGAAGCUGGUCGACAAGCCGUCUGAGCACACACUCGCUCUGGUGAGACACACACAGACACACAUGUGCUGACCUCUUUCUCUCCAUCCAUCCGUGUGUGUGCAUGGCUUGCUGCUGGCAGGAACAGCGCUGCCUGACGAAGAGUCUGGAGCGUCUGACCCGCUCGCCACACGAAGACUUUCACAUCAUGGUCACACACACACACACACACACAGACAAGGACGCAUCUAAUUUUGUUUACCACAUUGGUGCAGAUGGUCAAGUCGAGUCGCGAGGCCAGCAGUUUCUCCGAGGCCAUUCUGGAACAACGGAACACCAAGCCCGGCCACAACACGUAUGCGCACAUACACAUCAAUCAGCACACAUCGACACACACACACGUCUAUGUGUAUGUGUGGGUUUUGAUUGUCCCCGUCUAUGUCAUGUCUCCCCCACCACACACAGGUACUUCGACAUGUGUCAGGAUAGCGGUCUGGCAGCUCCCUCAAAGGACCCCCACUGCAUCUACGACUGCAUGGUGUCCGUCACGGACCGCCAGCAGCAUGCCAUUGGGGGCAUCAGUGAGGUGGCAGUGCUGCGCAAACAAGUCGAGGCCUUGCGGAAGGAAAACGACUAUAUCAAACAGGAGAGGGAUGCCAUCAAACGGAAGAAGGACAGGUACACACAGGCGAUCGUCCAUUAGUUCGUCUGCCCAUACAUGUAUUCCAUAUUCGUCCAGGCUAGAGGAGGAUUGUGACAGCACCGACUGCGAGAUAUGCAUGGCGCCGAAGAAAUCCACGGUCCUCAUUCCCUGUGUAAGCCAACAUGCACACCUCGACUCACAAGUGACUUACAUCGCGCAUCUGUCUGUUUUGUCCUGAUGUGUGGUGUGGAUGGCGUACAGCGUCAUUUCUCGCUGUGCGGCGAGUGUGCAGCGACCCUGAUGCGGUCUCCUGUCGACCAGCAACUGUGUCCGCGGUGCAGGCAGCCCAUCAGAACAACCAAACAUGUCUUCCUGUGACACCGGUCCGACAGGCAGGACAGGCAGACGGGCGUGUGUCUGCAUACCUGAGGGUCGCGUGUGGGGAUGGAUGGACGGACGGAUGGAUGGAUGGGUGGGUGCAAUGAAUCACACGGAGAGAGGGAGAGAAGAACAUCCUGAAUGCGGGGUGGAUGACGAUCGAU
Messenger RNA from Vitrella brassicaformis, 2217 nucleotides. Lineage: Eukaryota; Vitrellaceae. The record is from the annotation of a GenBank genome assembly.